Pestalotiopsis fici W106-1 is the source of this 801-nucleotide messenger RNA. RefSeq lists its product as uncharacterized. Bases 1 to 801 code for a protein of 266 amino acids. The transcript has 2 exons. Lineage: Eukaryota; Fungi; Ascomycota; Sordariomycetes; Amphisphaeriales; Sporocadaceae. The record is from RefSeq and is a predicted model, not a curated record.
AUGCUGUUUUCUGCUAUCGCUUUCGCCGCCCUUGCAGGCCAGGCUGUUGUCGCCGAGGGCGUCAAGAAGCCCUACAAGCCUCAAAUGGCAAAGAUGUCCGUAAAGGAUGUCCUCAUGGGACGCCAGGCAGGUGCAGGAUAUUACCCAGACUCGACUGCUUGUGGAACGGGCGACACAUGCGCCGAGGCUUGCGGUGCUGGAUAUGAGCAGUGCUACUCUACCGACGACCUGAUUCACUGCUACGACCUUGCCAAUGCUCAGACAUGCUGCCCCAACAGCAGCGGAGACUCUUGCAAUGCUGGCUACUACUGCACGGCGGACUCGGUCGGUGAAACGUACUGCUGCCCAGAGGGUACGUCGACUGACGACUGUGCUGCCUCGUAUGGCGUUACCGGCGGGCUCCAGUCUAUGAGUGUCGUUGCUACAUCGACUUACACCGCCACUUUGACGUCGACCACCACUGUCGCUUCGACGUCGAGUGCCUUGUCCGAGGCUGCUGUGACGACAAUGACCACGGCGUCAGCUGCUAGCACGACUGGAGAGUGUACCACGUAUACCUCCGAGAUCAUCUACACCGAGACUGACCCGACGGGUGGCUGCACUACCUACACCUCGGCUGUUGUCCACACGAUGCAUUCUGCUUCUGCCACUGUCGGUUCCAACACCACUGCCAUCGCAACCACCGGACUUCUCCCCACGAGCACGACCACUGGUAUUCCCGUCCAGGCAGGAGCUUCGGCCCUUCAGGUUUCCGGAGUAGUAGCCGCUGCUGUCGCUGCACUCAUUCCUCUUCUCAUCUAA